AUGUCGAAGCGCAACCCGCUGCGGCAGGUGAUGGACUACGUCGGCGCCUCUGAUGACGUGGAGUGGAUCUAUUACGACGGCUGGGGGAUGCUCACCCCCGAGGGCCCUUGGAAGCUCGAGCUCGGUGUCGGCACUUUCCGCGACGAGAUCCUGCCGAAGUACGGGGUGCCGCCAGAGGAGUUCGACGAGGUCAUGAAAGCGUGCGCGCCCUUGGCCAAGACUGGGUACGACAUCCCGGGCGUGGUGCUUCGCGACGAUGAGUGGCAGCUGCUGCCGCUGCUGCUCAAAUUCCCAGGCGCGGUGGUCCCGGCCAUCAGGGACUCGCCGGCCCUCAGUGAGCCCUUCUCGGCCGUGCUGGACAGGCUCGAGCUCGAGGGUCGGGUGAAGAAGGGCAGCUGGCUCCGCAAGUGGCUGGACGCCCUGGCCUUUUCGCUCUCUGGCCUGGACUGCAGUGGGACCACCACGGCGGCGAUGGCCUUCACCAUGGAGGAGCUUCACACGCCCCAGACCCGGGGCCUCGCGUACCCUCGCGGUGGCAUGGGGGAGGUCGUGGAGGCUCUCGUGAAGGCCGUCAAGCGCGCGGGCGGCAACGUGCACACGGGCGUGAGGGUCGAGGAGGUGUUGCUCGAGGGCCGGCGGGCCGUGGGCGUGCGGCUGAAAGGCGGCGGCGAGGUGCGCGCGGCGGAGGCCGUCGUGUGCAACUCCUCCGUGUGGGAUUCGGCUAAGCUGCUGCCAGAGGGCGACGCCUCGCUGGAGGCCCUCCGACAAGAUUGGACGGGCACGCCGAUGACGCGGUCGUACCUGCACCUGCACCUCGGGCUCGACGCCGAAGGCCUGGACAUGUCCAAGCUCCUGCCCCACUACACGGCGAUGGAGUCCUGGGACGACGUCACCGGGGAACAGCGGCCGGUUGGCGUCGCCCGAAACGUGGUGGCAAUCUCCAACCCGUCGCUGCUCGACGACUCGCUCGCGCCGCCGGGGAAGAUCGUCAUGCACCUCUACGGCGCUGGGAAUGAGCCCUUCGAUAUAUGGCAGGAGGCCGAGGCUGGCGGCAGGCAGGCGUACGGGGCGCUGAAGGAGUCGCGCGCGCAGCGGCUCUGGACGGCCCUGGAGGAGAUCAUCCCCGACGCGCGGGCGAGGGCGGAGGUGCAGCUGGUGGGCAGCCCGCUGACGCACCGCAGGUACCUCACCCGCGCCGCGGGCACCUACGGCCCCGCCCCGCUGUUCGGCCGCUUCGGGCCCGGGAAGCUGCCCUUCAGGACCGCCAUGGACGCCUCUGCCGGGCGCGGCGAGCAGGGAGUGGAGGGCCUCAUCCUCUGCGGGGACUCCACCUUCCCUGGCAUCGGCGUUCCGGCGGCGGUCGUCUCGGGCCUGAGCGCCGCGCAUUCGGCGAUGAGCCCCUGGGAGCACCUGGGGCUGCUCGGGCGAGCGGGCUACUGA
Molecule: messenger RNA, 1440 nt
Organism: Prorocentrum cordatum
Lineage: Eukaryota; Dinophyceae; Prorocentrales; Prorocentraceae
Source: the annotation of a GenBank genome assembly